This is a messenger RNA of Diversispora eburnea, 996 nucleotides long. The record is from the annotation of a GenBank genome assembly. NCBI's taxonomy places the organism in Eukaryota, Fungi, Glomeromycota, Glomeromycetes, Diversisporales, Diversisporaceae.
AUGCCACCUGAUGAUUAUGUAAAUACAUUAGAACAAGCAUGGUCUAUUGCAGUACCUCAGAUGACGGCUCUUGAAAAUGUAAACACUGGAGAUUUUAAUGAUGGCAUUAAAUGUAAUAUUUUAAAAAGUAAAAUAGGAGGUAAGUUUGCUCCAGUACCAGCUAAUGAUCCCUUUAUUCAAGGUAAUCCUGCUAUAAAUAUACCUGAUAUAUUACGAGUAUAUUUAAAUGCUAAAUAUCAAAGAGAAACAGUAGGAAGUCAGCAAUCUGCAAUUCAAAAAUUGACUCAAGAAAAAUUUCAAAUAAAUGAUACUCCAGAUAUUUAUGAAACUAGAAUUCGGCCACUAGUAUUAGGAACAGCUAAUAAUGAUGAACAAGUAUUAGGAUUUCUUAAAAAUCAUUUACCGGGUAAGCUUUAUACAUGGAUGAAAAUUGCUAAUCCAACUGGUAUUGAUGAAUUUUUCACUGCAUUAAAGAAUAUGUGGCUAGAACGUACACCAAAUUUGAAUGAAGGUAAAGUUUAUCAACAAUCUUCCUAUAGCCCUAAAAUAAUAGAAGCUCCAGUAAUUUCGCAAUCACCCGAUACACAAAAAAUGAUUGAUGAGGCAUUAGCGAAACAAAAAUCCAAUUAUGAUAUUGAGAUAGAAAAAUUGCGAAAGGAAGUUCAAUCCUCAAAAGUGCAGAAAACACAGGCACUAGUUCCACAAACCGUUGAACCGGUUAGACAGCCAAGAGGCCCCCCAUCAAAUUUAAAAACAGAUAAAGAUUAUGAAGAUUAUUAUGUAGCGAAAUACUUUAACGAUUUAGGUAUAUAUAGUAAAGAAGAUUUAGAUUCACAUUAUCCUAAAAAACCUUUCCAAAGAACAAACCAAUCCGCUAAAAUGGAUAGAAUAGAAUCAAAAGUAGACGAAAUUGGACAAAUGACAUCUCAAUUUGGAAAAAUGAUACUCAAAAAUCAAUCCAAAAAACCAGUAGCCAAAUCAAAUCGAACACAAUGA